Messenger RNA from Pistacia vera, 1442 nucleotides. RefSeq names its product calcium sensing receptor, chloroplastic. Bases 105 to 1292 code for a protein of 395 amino acids. Gene Ontology annotation, biological process: de-etiolation; regulation of stomatal closure; cellular response to calcium ion. The record is from RefSeq and is a predicted model, not a curated record. The transcript has 6 exons. NCBI's taxonomy places the organism in Eukaryota, Viridiplantae, Streptophyta, Magnoliopsida, Sapindales, Anacardiaceae.
CAUCAACCAGACAUUCAACUAACUACCACAACACACUGACACAAAGAAGAGAAAUACACAGGUUCUCUAUUUCUCGAACACUUUGAGAGGUGAAGAUUGAACGAAUGGCAGUGGUUAUGGCAGUUAGAUCUUCAGCCACUGCUAAACUGUCUCUUCCUUCUUCUUCUUCCUCUUCUCCUUCUUUGCCUUCCACACAAAAAGUUUCAUCCAAGCCUCAGUUGAAACCAAGUUCUGUAGUACUUCCAACUUCAACCACAGCUGUCUCUCUGUUGGCCCUCUUCAAUGCCCCCCUUGAAGUCAAAGCUCUCACUCUUGACAAAGACCAGAUUGUAUCCUCCCUCACUGAGGUGGAGAAAACAGUUGGUCAAAUGCAGGAAGUGGGUUCAAGUGUUAUAGAUACUACACAGAAAAUUCUCGAAGUUGUAGGGACUGCUUUGAAGCCAGCCAUUGACGUGGCAUUGCCGAUUGCGAAGCAAGCCGGAGAACAGGCAUUGAAGAUUGCUUCUCCAGUAAUUUCUGAGGCCACAAAGAAAGCUCAAGAAGCAAUUCAAGGCACUGGUGUUGAUACAGAACCAGUUCUCAGUGCUGCCAAGACAGUUGCAGAUGCAGCAGAAAAGACCACGAAGGUCAUCGGAGAUGCCAAGCCUAUAGCUGCAUCAACUGUUGAAACCAUCUCAUCAGCAGAACCUGUUGUGAUUGUUGGAACUGCAGGAGCAUUGUUUCUUACAUACCUGCUUCUUCCUCCCAUCUGGUCCGUCAUCACAUUUAGCCUUCGUGGUUACAAAGGUGAACUAACUCCUGCUCAGUCGCUCGAUGUAAUUACUACGAAAAAUUAUGUUAUGAUUGAUAUUCGAUCAGAGAAGGACAAGGAUAAGGCUGGGAUUCCUCGCCUUCCCUCCAGUGCUAAGAACAGGAUGAUUUCAAUCCCUUUGGAAGAGCUACCCAGCAAGUUGAGGGGCCUUGUCAGAAAUUCAAAGAAAGUAGAAGCUGAAAUAGCAGCUCUAAAGAUAUCAUAUCUGAAGAAAAUUAGCAAAGGCUCCAACAUCAUAAUCAUGGACUCGUACUCAGAUUCGGCUAAAAUUGUUGCAAAAACACUAACGAGGCUUGGCUUCAAGAAUACCUGGAUUGUAGCUGAUGGAUUUGCUGGAAGGAGAGGAUGGUUACAGAGUCGAUUAGGAACAGAUUCAUACAACUUUUCCUUUGCAGAGGUUCUCUCACCAUCCAGAGUCAUUCCUGCUGCGGCCAGACGUUUUGGUACAACUAGCACAAAGUUUCUGCCUGGUUCUGAAUAAAACUUUUUGCCCCAUCUGAUAAAAGAUUAAAAGUCACGGAAUGUUCAUUCUUGGUUUAGAUAGAAAUCUAUCAAAUGAUCUCCUGUAAUUCUUUGAUUAAUGUUGGUUGAUUGAUCUUUUUCCUCAUCAAACCCUGUCUACAUUCCAUUC